AUGGGAUCUCCUAUCAAGCUUUCUCUGUGGUUUGCUGUCUUCGUAUCGCUGUUGAUGCUUUCAGGCCAUCCUUUACAAAAGCUUCCCCAGCUCACUCCACAAAGAUGGCUCAGUACAGAUAGUUCAAUACCCCAUAUGUUCCCAAACUUAGAAAGUACUGUGAAGCCGGUAAAGGGGCCCACUGCUCUUGCUCGUGGUACGACGGGAGCUACAAAAUUGCGGGCCUCGUCAUCCUCAACUAGCACAGCCGACAAAGUCGAAAUAUUGACGGUCCCAUCACCGUUAACCUGGGAUAGUGGCUUCGGAGGAAUAACUGAAGAUCAACAUGUGCAUCAUCUUAUCCAAGAUAUUCAAACUGUAAUGUAUUAUGAUGAGUCCAAGGGAUUCACAGACAAAAAUCGAGUCUUGAUCGAUAGGAUUUCGGGAUACAUUUUUUCUGAGAAAAGUAAAGACAUGCGACGUGGUGUUGAGGCAGCCAUCGAGGGACUAUACGUAAUAUCUCAGAACCGUAGACUGUCUUCCUAUACAGUAUCAUAUACCAAGAACAUCAUCUACGACCUCUUGAUCAAGAGGCACAAUAUCUGGGCAGAAGAUCUGUCAUGGCAAACAUAUUUCAGUCUAGACUGCAAAGAGAUUCAUACAUUCCUCGGGGCGGUUUUGAAUAGCGGAAAGUUUGAUGGUGAAGCUACUUGGCGAUUUAUCCAGAAAACCUUUGAUCAACGACAAUCUUUAGAAGUUAUGGCCCAGAAGUCAAUCAACGGUAAAGCCGCUCUGGAUCAGAUCACAAAUGAUUCUUGGGAACUAUGGAUUCCAGCAUUCGUUAUGGCGACAGGUGUAACGAAAACUCACGAGAAGGAGCUCUUGCAUCUCCUUCGUGAAUUCUCUCAAUUGACUCCUGCUGAGACUUCUGAUACGUUUCUGACUUUGAGGAACAAUGAAAUCAAAAUUAUGGCCCAGAGAGCAUGCGUGGUUUUGGCAGAACGGUCUGAGAAAUUAAAAGCAUACUACAUCUAUUCAUUGCAAGAGUCCGCGAACGAAGUCUUGAACAAGAAUAAGAAUCUUGGGGUAGGGAUCAAGGAUAUGGUGGCAGAAUUUACCCAGGAUUCCGGUCUCCUACAAACAACAUGGAAGAAUGAACUCAGCACGUCGGCCCAGCUGAACUUCAUGACAGAUCUUCGCUAUCAGAAUCGAAUUCACCUCCUCGUAGAACUCGCUACAUCGCGUAUACUCGAAAAAGGUCCAGAAGUUUCUCAUGACCUACUUUUCAAGGACGUUUUGAAUACCUUAAAACAUCAAAGGCAGCUCCCCAUACCGGUUCCAGAUCGACAGAUGUUUCUUGCCAACGCAUUGCGGAAACUCUCACAAAUAAUAUCUUACAACAGGCCUACAACCACGGUUCACCCGCAAAGUGCUAGAAGAUGA
Melampsora larici-populina 98AG31 is the source of this 1422-nucleotide messenger RNA. RefSeq lists its product as uncharacterized. Lineage: Eukaryota; Fungi; Basidiomycota; Pucciniomycetes; Pucciniales; Melampsoraceae. The coding region runs from base 1 to 1422 and encodes 473 amino acids. The record is from RefSeq and is a predicted model, not a curated record. The transcript is spliced from 6 exons.